CGUUUCGUCAGAUUAUUGGUUAGUUUGAUCGUCUGCAGUGCUGUCAAUAUUGUGUGUGUAAACAAUUGCUGAACUGGAGCAAAAAAAGCUUAACUAAUCUUCCUAUUUGACAGAAGCACUUAUAAAAUUAGUACCGGUUCUCGUGAAUACUCAGUGAGCUAUUAAAUAACUAUAUUUUAACAUAAAAACCCAUACGACUAUAAUGGGGAAAUCUGAACUAAAAGAAAAACCUGUCAGACGAAGAGGAAACCUAAACCAAAAAGCUCAACAAAUUGAGAAAAAAGAGGAAAAGAAUGAAGAGGAUACAAGUAAGCCCCCUGGGCUAAAGUUUGGACCUAUGCCAACUUUUCAAAACCAAAGAGUGUUCACUAGAGGAGUAAUGAUAUUGGCAACGCUGGCAAUUGUAUAUUUCACUUCUAAAAGUCAUAAAGAAACAAUUUUAGCAUCACAGAAAGAAUUAAUUCAGGGCAGAGGUCAAAAUUUCCCCUGUUCUGCUGAUUACUCCGAAGAGUUGACCGAAUUUCCAGGUUGUGUACCUGAGAGAUGUGGAAGGCAUGUGUCCGAUCGUCUGGUGACAGCCGCAGAAGCUGAACAGCUGUUAGAUAUUGGACGUCGGGGCCUAGCGCGAGGUAGUCCAGCAGGCGGCGCAACAAUACUGGACUUGCACUCUGGUGCAUUGUCAUACGGAAGAAACUUCAUCAAUGUGUACACUCUUAACGACACUGAGCAACUUUUUUCAGUCAAGGACUUUGCUAUUUAUAGGGUGGUGAGGACUAAGAUUCAACAUGCUGUGGCUCAUCAGUUUGGGAUAUCAGCUGAUUCAUUGUAUCUGACUCAUCCAACCUUCUUCUCACAGCUGACUGACUUGCCUCCUGUCACCAUCCAUGACGAGUACUGGCAUCCCCACGUUGACAAGGACACUUAUGAUGCUUUCCAUUACACGUCUCUUCUGUACCUCAACAACUACCAACAGGACUUCAAAGGUGGUCGGUUCAUAUUCUUAGAAGCUGACAAUUCCACUGUGGUUGUAGAACCAAGGAAAGGCCGAGUGUCCAUGUUCACCUCCGGGAAGGAGAACCUUCACCACAUUGAGCCGGUGACCUCGGGUGAACGGUUCGCCCUCACUGUCUCAUUCACCUGUGAUAAGGAUUUCGCCAUCAGUGAUCCCUCUCUCCCCACCACCAGUUGAUAACUGUGAUAACCUGUGCACUUUCAACUGUUAGUGUAGUAUUUAGUGUUUACUUUGUUGUUAAUCAUAAGACUGAAGUUUGAUGAGUCGAGAUAAUCUCCUAAAACACCCUCACCACUUUUAUUCAGCACAGUAUUAUUAGUUUAAUUGGUCAGGAAUAUGUUGGAUGUAGAACAUAAGGCAAAUCUAUGUGACUGAUUUAGGAGCCAAAAUUAAAAUAUGCAGUAUAACAAAUUUGCAGUGUUAAAUGGUUCAGAAACAUAAUCUUUCGACUUUUAAAUUAAUUGAAACAUAAUGUUAUGCUGCCCUAAUUAUAUAAUAAUACCAUUGACUUUAUAUCUACACAGAGAUGUAGAUAUAUAGGUGUAGAUAUAAAGUUAAUGAUAAUACCUAUAAUACUUGUUCAAACCAAUAAUAUUAAAAAUAAUUUGUUUACCAAAAAUAUAUUUACUAUGUUUAAUUUUUUUUUUAGAGGUUGGCUGUGUCUUUUAACCUUACAAUUGCCUGUCCAAAUGGACCUCAAAGGUCUGUAGAGUUUGUGUGUUUCUUCGUGAAGCCUGGGUGUGAGGGGCUGUAGUGGCAAGUGGGGAGCCGAGCGCGAGAGGGGAAGUUGACGUCUUCGUCCUAUUCGGCUACUAGUCUGACAAAAGACAUUUUUCGGAGUUCGGACCAUGGUGCAGAUGCGGUUCAGGUUGCUUCCACGAGUUGUGUGAUCAUAUUAAUGUAGGCUAAUUAAGGUUUCCAUAACAAAAAUGAGUAUUUUCAAUAAAUAUCUAAUUUUUUACCUCAUUAAGAGGAAUAUGAAAAUGUUUAUGAACAGAGGAUAGACUAUUUUAUUAAAUCUUUAUAUUAAAACUUAGAGUAGGCUAUUUUUAAUACUUCAAAAAUUACUCUUUAUUCUUUAUUGAGCCAAAGAUUUUUCGUGAGCAAAAACAAGUAGGCCUACAAAUAAUGCAAUACUAUUAAACAAAACUAUGGCUUAAACAUACAAGAAAAAAUUGUAUUUUCACACCACUGUAAACUUAAAAAUAAAAAAAUUAAGUGUUAAGAUAAUCAAACUGGCAUCCCAAAUGUUUUUGAAAAAGAUUGUAUCCGCGAUGGUGCUAGGACAGGGUGAGAGCGCAGACUGAUUUUCGGCGUACCCCCACCCCUACAAAACCGGUCCAGAGCCACUCUAACCACCUACCCCCAGGCUUCACCAGGAAACGUAUAAGCUCUAAACAAAGAGCAUAACAAAAAGUUUUAUUUUUUAUUUUAGGCCUACAAAAUUGCAGUAAUAUCCAAAGAAAAUAAUAUACUUUUUGUGUUUUUUAAACGUUUUAUGCACUUGCUUGUUUUGUUUUAUAAAAUAAAAUGUUCUUGUUAGUGGGUUGUUAGUAGCAAACAUGAAAAAAGUACUUAUACAUUCCUCUACUUCUGUUUGCCUCAAAGAUUCAUAUGUUUUUACUAUUUAUUGCUUAGUAGACCAUCAUAAAUGCAAGUUCCAUUUCCAACUUGAUGUUAAGUAUGUAGACGUAAUAGUCAAUGACUGUACUUAAUUAGUUAGUACCGAUAGGUAAGCGAAAAUGUACAGUAAACCCUUAUUAAUUGGUAUUACUUUGGUUCCUUGUGUCCUAUGAUAGAAUAAAAUAAAAUAAUUUUUUGUAAUGUAAUUUUUCUGAAGACGAAACGUGGGAAAUUACACCACCUAACGAUAAACGAAGAUAAAAACCCCCCUACACAUUUAGCUGGUUACAUUUAUAUGAAAAAGGAUGUUCUCAAGACCAAUCUCACUCAUACUUUUGCCAAUUAACUUGUCAGCAUGUAUCUUAGAUAAGCAGUGGGAUGGGAACAACCUAUGAUACCUCAUGGGGGAAUGACAAAAGUUGCAACAACCUUUGGGGGUUGUACCAUUUUGUUUGGAGUUAAAAGACCAUAAUAUUUUUAAUUUUUAUCAGAGGCGCAUGACUGACAAAGAUUAAUGACUUUUUUUUAAAUCUGGUGUCAAAUGGCUAUAGAGAUUAAGCCAAGAUUGUAUUGAUGAAGGUUUUACUGUACUUUUUUUCUUGUUACCAAGUCAAAUCGGGUAAGUGUAGUACCUAUAUAAAUAAUUGGUUGGUCCAGCAUUCUGAUGGUUUAUGUUAUUUUACAUUAACUAGUCCAUAAACUUUCAUAAUAUAUCAGUAAAGGCUUUAGUAAUUUAAAAACCGUAUUUAAAAAAUGUUUUACCAAUCAACUUUUGAUAAAUGUAUAAGUUUUUUUCAAAAAUAUUUUACCAAUACUCAGAGGGGUUUUAUUUUACGAUAAAACCCAUAAAAAUAUAAACAUAAAGAAAAAUUAUUUUACACAGUUUUAUCUUUAAUGAUUAUUGCUAUGUACAAAAAAAUUAAGUCUCACAGACUGAAGACACUAAAUGUGUGAUAAUUUUCAAGACACCACUCUAGGGUUAAAGUUUCUACAUUAGCUAUUUAAAACUGAUGUCAUUCAACUGUUUAAUUUGGUAUUCAUAAUUAAAAUAUUGUACAGUACUCAUGUAUUACAUUUAGUGUUUGAGUAUCUAUAUUUCAAAAUUUUAACUUGGAUAUAAAAUAAUGGAAAUAAACUCUCAAAGAAACUAAUUUGCGUUUUAAAAUUAUCAAUCAAUAUUAAAUAAUGGCAAUAUUAAUAUAUUAUAUAUAUAUUAAUUAAUUUAUGGUCUUCAUUUAGCUCAUAAAUCAAAUAUUUGUCAACUUCAGUUAAUAGGAAAUCAGAAAUUGUGCUGCCGUAUUUUACAACUUGUGUUUUAAACAAGAGCCAGAAAAAAUACAGAGAAUUAAUUAUAUAGACUAAAACCUAGGCUCUUGUUACAUCCUUUAGAAAUUGUUUUAAUGUUAUCAACACAAAACAAUGAUUUUUUAAAUCUUGUAAACAUAACUUAAUGCUCAAAUUUCAGUUGUAAAAAUUUUUACUCUAUUAUUUAAUGCAUGAACAGAUUUAAACAAAGUAAAAAUGGUUUUAGACUUUCAUCAGCUCUUUUCAUAAUGAUAACAUAUAAUGAUUUGUACAAAAUUUUCAAGCCAAACUAAAAAAAGAUUUCUUACUUUUACGAAACCCCUGAGUACAGAUGGACGAUUUUGCUUUCAUCAUUUGAUCUAAUUGACAAAUUUUAUAAAAUCUGUAAGUAUCCUAAAUGUUAAACUAAUAUAUUCAUUAAAAACUAUACACUGUCUUUUAAAUACUUACCAAUGGUAUGUAAACAAUAGAUAAAAUA
This is a messenger RNA of Macrosteles quadrilineatus (aster leafhopper), 4418 nucleotides long. RefSeq names its product 2-oxoglutarate and iron-dependent oxygenase domain-containing protein 3-like. Gene Ontology annotation, cellular component: membrane. NCBI's taxonomy places the organism in Eukaryota, Metazoa, Arthropoda, Insecta, Hemiptera, Cicadellidae. Gene Ontology annotation, molecular function: oxidoreductase activity, acting on paired donors, with incorporation or reduction of molecular oxygen; iron ion binding; L-ascorbic acid binding. The transcript is spliced from 6 exons. The record is from RefSeq and is a predicted model, not a curated record. Bases 203 to 1189 code for a protein of 328 amino acids.